Molecule: messenger RNA, 264 nt
Organism: Fomitopsis serialis
Lineage: Eukaryota; Fungi; Basidiomycota; Agaricomycetes; Polyporales; Fomitopsidaceae
Exons: 4
Coding region: 1-264 (87 amino acids)
Source: RefSeq, a predicted model, not a curated record
AUGAAGUUCACGUCUGCCUUUCUCUUCAGCGCUGCUGCUCUGUUCUAUGCUGCUUACGCAGCUCCCACUGGUGUAACCGAUGGGCUCUCUCGACGCACCGGUGGUGAGGCGUACACCACCCCGCCGGAUGACCUCGAGAAGCGCGUCGGUGGUGAAGUUUACACUUCCCCGCCGGACGACCUCGAGAAGCGCGUCGGGGGUGAAGUGUACACGUCCCCGCCCGAUGGUGAGAUCUCGUCAAACAUGCAGAACAUCUGCGUUUAG